Molecule: messenger RNA, 957 nt
Organism: Cooperia oncophora
Lineage: Eukaryota; Metazoa; Nematoda; Chromadorea; Rhabditida; Trichostrongylidae
Source: the annotation of a GenBank genome assembly
AUGAUAAAUCACAUGACCUUAUUUUCCAGUGCCUUCGCUGCGAUCACUAGCGCUAUCGUGAUUCCCAUGCUUUACACCUACUUACAGUACAUUCAUAGUCAUGUUCAAGAUGAGGCUGCAUUCUGCAAGAAACGAGUGAUUGACCUCCACCAAAUGUAUGAGAAAGUCGACAUUCACAUGGGAGGAAGCCUGAGAAAGAAACGAAGCUUCAUUGAAAAAGACCAAGCCUAUGUAUAUUGCCCGUGUAACAGUGGCCGCGCAGGCCAGCCUGGACUGCCGGGAGAACCUGGAAAAGAUGGCAAGGAUGGUGAGCCGGGCGAGCCAGGAAAGGAUGGCUUUAAUCCACCGGAAAAUGGUUACUUCGAGUUUUGCAUGGAAUGCCCACCGGGGCCUCCAGGACUUCCAGGAGAUGAGGGACCAAGAGGACCACGCGGACCACCAGGUGUUGAUGGGCUGCCCGGUACACAUGGACGUCCAGGUCAACCAGGAGUUCCUGGAAAAGAAGGCAGAGCGGGAAACGAUGGACAACCAGGAAUGCCUGGAGAACCAGGAAGACAUGGACAGCUUUUCGAUGCUCCUGCAUCUAUUGGCGCUCCUGGACCACGUGGUGAGCCAGGACCCAUGGGAAUUCCAGGUCCUCCUGGAACUCGAGGUCAAUCUGGCAUUCGUGGUCCUCCCGGUCCGAUGGGCGAUAAGGGUCUUCACGGAGUCCCAGGCAUCGACGGAUCGCGAGGCUUGCCUGGUCAUAGAGGAGCACCUGGUCGAAGGGGGAGCUGCCACCACUGCAUUGUAAGGAAAACAACUGACGCACCAACUACAGAAGUUUCAUGCGAAUUGAAUAAAGGGCAAGAAAGGACCACUUAUCGGAAAGGUGCAGGAACUUUGCCAGCCUUCACCAGAAACCUUGGUAAAACUGACACAGAUCAGUACGAGACAUCAGCAGCGUUCACUCUAUAA